Meloidogyne enterolobii is the source of this 498-nucleotide messenger RNA. NCBI's taxonomy places the organism in Eukaryota, Metazoa, Nematoda, Chromadorea, Rhabditida, Meloidogynidae. The record is from the annotation of a GenBank genome assembly.
AUGUGUGAUAGGCUACCUGUCCGUCGUCCAUCUUUUCCACUUGGUGUUAGAGACAAAGCUGUUAAUCGUUUGAUCUGUAUUGGAAUGGAUUCACAAGCCUCUAAAGCUCACUGGAUUCUUUUUCCAUCAGAAAGGAUAUUAGAAGAGUGGAUAUUUGCCAUUAUUUCAACUUUAACUCAGCCACCACCUCAACCAUCACCUCAACCAACAUUAAGGCCAAUUGGUUGGUGUCUACCGAUUCCAGAUGCUAAUUCAUCUAGUUGUAGCAAUUCAUCAGUGCCGGCUGCUGCAAAUGCAGCAGCCGGUGAUGAACGAGUGCCGGCUGCUGCAAAUGCAGCAGCCGGCACUCGUUCAUCAACCGGCACAGGAAAACCAACACUGGCUGCUGGUUUGAAAGUCGCCUCUGGUUUAGCGGCCGGUGCAGGAAAGGUUCUCUCCGUCUCUCUUCAAGCUUUUCGAUUUGGUUACAUGCUUGCCACACUUGGAGGAGACUCAUGA